This is a messenger RNA of Haliotis rufescens (red abalone), 3457 nucleotides long. RefSeq names its product dipeptidyl peptidase 2-like. The record is from RefSeq and is a predicted model, not a curated record. Lineage: Eukaryota; Metazoa; Mollusca; Gastropoda; Lepetellida; Haliotidae. Bases 14 to 1438 code for a protein of 474 amino acids. Gene Ontology annotation, biological process: proteolysis. The transcript has 11 exons. Gene Ontology annotation, molecular function: dipeptidyl-peptidase activity; serine-type exopeptidase activity.
ACUGACAUUCAAAAUGGCGACUUCCUAUGUGCCACUUGUGUUUUGUCUCUGUGUUGUUAGCGCUGUUGUGAAUGGACAGGGUGUGCCGUACACAGAGAAGUACUAUACCCAAACUGUGGACCACUUCAACUACCUCAGCUACGGCAAUCAGACCUUCCAGCAGCGAUAUCUCAUUCAGGAUAAAUGGUGGAAUCGCGGUGUGGGACCCAUCUUCUUCUACACGGGCAAUGAAGGAGCCAUUACUGAUUUCUGGGAUGCAACCGGAUUCGUCACUGACAUCGCACCACAGUUUGGGGCCCUUGUAGUCUUUGCUGAACAUAGAUUCUAUGGCAAGUCCCUCCCGUUUGGCGCUGACAGUUUCAAGUCUCCCCAGAUCGGGCUCCUGACGAUGGAACAAGCCCUUGCCGACUACGCUGUCUUCCUCACAGACCUCAAGCAACAACUCAAUGCUACAAAGUGCCGUGUCAUCUCCUUUGGUGGAAGUUAUGGCGGAAUGCUGACUGCAUACAUGAGGUUCAAGUAUCCAAACAUCAUCGAUGGUGGCAUCGCAGCCAGUGCCCCGAUCUACAUGCUGGAUGCCUCCUAUCCCAGAGAUUUUUUCUUCCCCAUUGUGUCAAAUGAUUUCAACCAGGCCAUGCCAGGCUGUGAGGACAAUGUGAAGAAGGCCUUCAGUCAGCUCAACGACAUGGCCGCCCAAGGCCAGUCAGGCCUGAGUGAGAUCUCUCGCAUGUUCAACCUGUGCAAGCCUCUGGCAGACACCAAGGCGUUCCAGCAUCUCCUGGGGUGGGUGAGGAACGCCUUCACCUUCAUGGCUAUGCUGGACUACCCUUACAAGGCAUCAUUCGAGGCUCAGCUCCCAGCCAAUCCUGUCAAGGCAGGCUGUGUGGCUAUCAACUCUGCCAGCAGCGUGGUGACAGGGCUGGCUGAAGCAGCAGGCAUCUUCUACAACGGCACAGCAGGUACACUUAAGUGUUACGACAUUGACGCAGAGUUUAUCGAGUGUGCUGACCCUACAGGCUGUGGCACUGGCAACAAUGCUCUAGCAUGGGACUACCAGGCUUGUACAGAGAUCAAGCUCCCCGCUGGCAGCAACAACAUGACGGACAUGUUUCCAGUGCUGCCCUUCACCACUGACAUGAGGAACCAGUACUGCCAGAAAACAUGGGGUGUCACGCCACGAGAUCAGUGGUCCUUUGUACAGUUCUUCGGCCAAAAUAUCAAGAGUACCAGUAACCUUGUCUUCUCCAACGGUAACCUUGACCCAUGGAGCGGAGCUGGGGUAACGAAGGAUGUGUCCAGUACAGUGAGAGCAGUGUGGGUGCAGGGUGGAGCUCACCAUCUUGACCUCAGGCACUGGAACCCAUCUGACCCUAUUGGUGUAUGGAAGGCCCGGGAAUUCGAGAAGUCCAACAUCAGACAGUGGGUAAAUGCUCCCUAGGCCCAUCAACAACAACAGCACUGACAUGGACGUCAACAUAACCGCUGUACAGCUGUACAUUAAUAAUGACUUAAUUUUUUACCAUUCUUUAUCUAUUUGAAAUAAAGAUCCAAAAAAAUCUUAGUGUCUAUGUUUGUCUAGAUGUAUGUUUUUUAUUGAAAAACCAGGUACCUACUGUCAUAUUGUUAUAUUAUCUAUAAAACAUAAUGAGUAAAACAUAUCAGUGCAAGAUGUGUAUAUUCGCUUGUCUAUUGUUGCUUCAUCUUUAGUAAUCUGAAAAUCUCUAUUCUCUUAUUUAAACAUGCAAGAAAUAUUGACUUGUGUGUUGUGUGAUGACUGUUAGUCUUGUGUAUCAUCAUGGAACACAUUCCUAUCAAGGACUCUAGAAGUCAUCUGGUUAUUCCAGCACUAUGUUUUGUGUGUGUGGGUGUUUUUUUUAAAAAGGACACCAUUCGUCCAUCCCUGCAAGAUGUCGUUUCCAGAGCAGAUCUUGAAAACAAAAUAUUUCUUCACCAAAUUUGGUACGUAGAUAGGUCUAGUGAUGGACUGGUGCCUUUUGAUAGUUUGGGAGUUAUAAAAAGAUAUUAUUCGAGUUUUUGACAACAACAAGUUUUAUUUAUUUAUUCCCAAGUACCGGUAUUUGCGGAGGAUAUUGAAGAUUUUGUCCUCUUGCUUUUCUUCCAAAUUCAUGUUUAAAAGUAUUUUUUUUAUCUGGGUGCUAUUGUACAAAACUAUGUUAGAGCUGUAAUUAUCCUUAUGUUAAGGUAUGGGAGUCACCCUAGUGCUAAGAACGAUUUCUACAACGGCACCCUGGACAUCAGGUUGUUAACCUUGCAGCUUCUGAUUAUUAUCUAAGUUUUUUUUAAAGAAGGAUGCCACUUUUAUAGUCUGAUCAUGAAUUGGUAUUGUCUUAAAAUAACGUGAUCAUAUGAGGUCUACACUUUAUUGUUUAAAGCAAUUGUUAGAGAAAAUCUUUGUUUUUUUCCUGAAAUAGUGUAUUGUCAUAUGCAUCUUAUCAUGACAAGGGGGGCAUGGGUGGCCCAGUUGUCUAAGGCACUGCAAUUUGUUGUGCACAGUUGCGUACCUUGGGCAUGCCAGAAACCUAUGAUUAUGGGUUUGAAUCCCGGUUCGCCCCAAUUAUGUUUCUAGGUUUGUCAGCACCAUACCCGUGCUUGUGGGUUUCACCAAAGGGGUAAACAUCUGAGACAUGCAUUACUUCAGGCUUUCCUCCCACAUUAAGCUGACACUCUGUGAUAUAACUGGAAUACUGUUAAAAGCGACGUUAAACCCAACUCACUCACUCACUCACUAUCAUCACAAUAGAAUCAGAAAAAAAAAAUCGCAUGAAGACUGUAUAAUGUCCACCUCUCCUUGUUCCUAUCUUUGAGAGGAUUCUUGUCUUGAGUCAUUGGACAUAGAAAGUAAAGAGUUUGAAUCCCAGAUUUGCUGUGAUUAUGUUUUGAGGUAUGUCAGCACCAUUCCAUGCUUGUGAAUUUUUGCCCAAGUAGUAAAUGUCAAAGAUCUACAUCACUUCGGGCUUGCUGACUUGGUUGAUGCAUGUCAUCGAUCCCAAUUGCGUGGAUCGAUGCUCAUGAUGUCAAUCACUGGAUUGUCUGGUCCAGACUUGAUUAUUUACAGACCACUGUCAUACAGCUUGAAUAUUGCUGAGUGCGGCGUUAAACAACAAACCAACCAACCACUUCAGGAUUUCCUCCCACAUCAAGCUGAAAUGUUGUCAUACUGUUCAAAGCAGGGUUAAUCACAACACAGUCACAAAGUAACUCAUAUGAUGUAUAUCAAUGCAGCAGUUAAUGGCCACACUUAUUACACAGAGUUAUUUACAAUGGCUCGACCAGGAUGGACAUGUGCUUCAGAAGGUGGGGAUAUAUACCUUAUCAUCUUGAACACAUUGUCACUGAUGUAGGUAGGUUACAUGGAGAAACAUUCCUUUUUGAUACAUUGUUUGUACUGGCUCAGUUUUACUGGUAUUAUGUAAAUAAUAAAGUUAUGUUUACUGAU